Molecule: messenger RNA, 2255 nt
Organism: Delphinapterus leucas (beluga whale)
Lineage: Eukaryota; Metazoa; Chordata; Mammalia; Artiodactyla; Monodontidae
Gene: SPATA2L
Product: spermatogenesis associated 2 like
Cellular component (GO): cytoplasm
Source: RefSeq, a predicted model, not a curated record
CCCGCCCCUAACGUCACGGCCGAGGGGUGGAGCCGGCCCGACGGAAGCGAGGUGCUGCUGGAGAGGCCCGAACAGAGCAGCGGGCGCUCGGGGACUGCUGGUGAGAGACAGCAUGGGCAGCAGCUCGCUGUCCGAGGACUACCGUCUGUGCCUGGAGCGCGAACUUAGGCACGGCCGCGCGGCCGUGUGCGGGGACCCAUCGCUACGCGCCGUGCUCUGGCACAUCCUGGUGGAAGACUUCGACCUGCAUGGGGCGCUGCAGGAUGACGCGCUGGCACUACUCACCGAUGGCCUGUGGGGCCGCGCCGACCUGGCCCCUGCGCUACGCGGCCUGGCCCGCGCCUUCGAGCUGCUGGAGUUGGCCGCCGUGCACCUGUAUCUGCUGCCUUGGAGGAAAGAGUUCACCACCAUCAAGACUUUCUCAGGGGGCUACGUGCACGUGCUGAAGGGCGCACUCUCGGAGGACCUCCUCAUCCAGAGCUUCCAGAAGAUGGGCUAUGUGCGCAGGGACGACCACCGCCUUAUGGUGGCCGCCCUGCCCCCUGCCCGCCAGCUUGUGCAGGUGGCCCUGGGCUGCUUUGCCCUGCGGCUGGAGUGUGAGAUCCUGGGCGAGGUGCUGGCGCAGCUGGGCACCAGCAUGCUGCCAGCCGAGGAGCUGCUGCAGGCGCGGCGGGCCAGCGCGGAUGUGGCCUCCUGCGUGGCCUGGCUGCAGCAGCGGCUAGCCCGCGAAGAAGAGCCACCACCUGUUCCCCCCCGUGGCUCCCCGGCCCGGUGCCAGGCCCGGCUGGACCUGUACCGGGACCUGCAGGAGGAUGAGGGCUCAGACGAGACCAGCCUAUACGGGCGAGCCUCGCCAGGCCUCGACUCACCCCCCUCGGAGCUAGCCUGCCAGCCUCUGUUCUGGGAGCAGAGCGCCAGACUGUGGGGCGUGGGGGGCGGGGCCUGGGAGGCUGAGGCCAGCAGCCCGGCCUCGGAGGAGGAGCCCGAGGCCGAGGCCUUCUCCCUCCUCUCACUGCGCCAAGAGCUGCUCAGUCGGCCCGGAGACCUGGCCGCCCCCCAAGCCCCUGGCACCCCUGAGCAGGCCAGCCCCCCACGAGUCCCCGAGCCCCCCGGCUACCAGACACACAGCUGCCUGGGCCCUGGCGCCCUCCCCACCCUCUGCUGUGACACGUGUCGCCAGCUGCACACUUCCCACUGUGCCACCCUGGCCACCUGCCGCCUGGGCCACCCUUUGCGCGCCCUGCACGGAAACCACCAGCGGCGCCUGUGGCUGCAGCGAGCCCAGGUGGACACCUUGCUCUACGAUGCCCCUAGGCCCGCCUGGCCCUAGGCCCAGGGCUUUCUGGAGACAUGUUCCGUGGUGCUUUUCUGGGCCUCAUCCCUCCUCAGACCCGGGCCACUGGCCACCCUGCUCCUCCUGCCCCCCCAGGGGUGCUGAGCACAGCGGCAGGUCGGGGGGCAUGGAGACUCAACCCCGCUACGUGAGAGGUGGGGGCCGUCUUCCUCGGAAAGCUGCCGGCCCGCCCCCAGGGAGCACCGUCUCCCUCCUCUCCCACCCCUCCCCGGCCCCACCACUGGCCCCAGCGCCGCAGCUCCUGACCUGCUCCCUGCAAGUGCCCAAAGGGGUGCUCCACAGAGGAGUGUCCUUAGGGGCUCAGGUGACCUCAUGAGCCCCGGAGCUUUGCUAAGACCAUUCUAGGGGCUCUGCCAGGUGCAUGGCUGACCCGGCUGAGGGGACCUGGUCCCCCAUGGGUGUCACAGACCAGCACUGAAUGAGCUGAGUGCUGGCCUGAGACCAGCCCCAUGGGCUCCAGUCAGAGCCGGGCGGGGAAGCUGGACCCAAGGACAGAAGAGAAAUGAUCUAGUCUCCAGCCAGCGUGAGUGCCCAAGAGUUCCAGAGAACAGCAGGCGGGAGACAGGGAGCCACGGAGCCCGAGAGGCUGUCACCCCACUUCCGGGUGGAGCGUGGGGGCUUCUGAGCAAUCAGUACCCCAGCAGCCUCCCUGCUACAUCUUCCUGCUGUCCGGCUUCGGAAGGCAGGGUGAGAGAUCUCCAAGGCUCCCACCCCAGAGCCCACCUGGGUCCCGUGGUAAAGAUGCACCAGCUACCAGCCGCCAGCCCGCUCACAGGGCUGGAGGGGGUGGGUCUGCCCACCUGGGCCUGGGGUGGGGCCAGUCUUGUGUGUGGCCCCUCCCCCCACACCUGUCCGUCACGCGAAUCACAACUUCAGAGUACAUUAAAGGACGCUGGAUCCA